AUGUUGGAUACUUCUGAAUGUGAACCUAUAACAUGGUUUAUUCAUUUGGUGAAAAACUGGAUUGAUUUUGUUUUCUUAGCAGAAUCUGUGAGCUCUAUACUUCAGCUUCUGCUCAUAUUAUCAGUACUUUUUAUUAUUAUACAUUUUGUAUAUUCAAUUAUUUUUUUAAUUUUCUGCAUUUGCACAUUUUAUUUUUAUAUUUGGAAAAAAACAUAUACCAAAGAGGAAUAUGUCUUGUGGAGGAAACCAAGGCAAAGGAUCGCACAAUGUCUGAAUUUAUAUGCAAAGAUAUGGCAUGGUCAUGAGAUCAUUGGUAUGGAGAAUCUACCUGAAGGAGCAGGGAUAAUUGUUUAUUACCAUGGAGCUAUUGCUAUAGACUUUGCCUUAUUUGUAGCUUGUUUUUAUGCAAAAACUGGGAGACUAGUCCACUCCGCGAUUCAUUAUGGCCUGUAUUUAGUACCAGGAAUAAAACUGGCUUUGGAUGUAGUGGGUUGCGCAAAAGGCACAAAAGUAAACUGUGUUGAAAUUCUCAAGAAAGGCGAUUUAUUAGGAAUUUCACCUGGUGGACUAAGAGAAGCAAACUUUAGUGAUGAAUAUUACAACACAGUCUGGGGAACUGGCAUAGGUUUUGCUCAAGUGGCUUUAGAAACACAAGUGCCAAUCAUCCCCAUGUUUACGCAAAAUGUCCGUGAAGCUUAUAGAACAGUUGGAAAAACAAGGCUAAUGAAAUGGCUGUAUGAAUAUUUUCGAUUCCUUAUCCUUCCUAUAUACGGAGGGCUUCCAGUCAAAUUGUGCACCUAUAUUGGAGAACCCAUCCCUUAUGACCCAAAUAUAACAGCCAAGGAACUGGCUGAAAAAGCAAAGAUUGCACUUGAAAAUCUUCGAGACAGACACCAGAAACGACCCGGAAAUAUACUUAGAGCUUUAUUAGAGCGAUUUGAUAAAAAUAAGAAAGAUGUUUAGCAG
Messenger RNA from Pantherophis guttatus, 966 nucleotides. RefSeq names its product DGAT1/2-independent enzyme synthesizing storage lipids-like. Lineage: Eukaryota; Metazoa; Chordata; Lepidosauria; Squamata; Colubridae. The record is from RefSeq and is a predicted model, not a curated record. Gene Ontology annotation, cellular component: membrane. Gene Ontology annotation, molecular function: acyltransferase activity.